AUGGCACUUCGUCAAAGUCAAACAGGUCGUUUAACGCUCAAUGGCAUUUAUGAAUUUAUUAUGAGACGCUUUCCAUUCUACAAAACAAAUCGUCGCGGUUGGCAAAACAGCAUUCGCCACAAUCUCUCAUUAAACAAAUUCUUCGUUAAAGUUGCUAGAUCCUAUGAUGAUCCAGGGAAAGGAAAUUACUGGAUGUUAGAUACCUCAUCAGAAAACGAAAUCUAUAUAGGCGCCACAACAGGCAAAUUGCGCAGACGACGUCCUCCCCUCUGUUCCACAUCAAAAGCAACCAUUCAAAGACAUCAUCAAAACCCCCAACCAUUUCUAUCAUCAAAUUUAUCAUUUAAUCGACAACAACUUCCCCAUAUAAUGCUCCCACAGCACCCCUCAACUUCCCCUUCUUUUGGCGUUUGUUUGCCGUUACAAACAUCGCAACAACAAUUUCCUUCGAUUUUUUCCUUGCCUAAUUAUCCUAAUAAUUUUACUAGUAGAUUUCCGUUUGAAAUAAAUUUUUUGGGGUUAAAUAAUCAACAAAAACAAUUUAUGGCCUGUUUGUUUCAACAGACACAGUUAGAAUUGAUACAGAAUGAGAAUGGGGCGAAGGUGCAAUAA
Molecule: messenger RNA, 612 nt
Organism: Meloidogyne enterolobii
Lineage: Eukaryota; Metazoa; Nematoda; Chromadorea; Rhabditida; Meloidogynidae
Source: the annotation of a GenBank genome assembly